GACGUCGCAGCAGCAGCCAUCCUGGCAGUGAGGGGUCACAGUCACGGCCACAGGCUCGCCCAUGCACAGAGGCACGUUCUCGAAGGCAGGAAGAGCGUGGGUGUGCAGAGGUGCAGGGAGGGCGGGACAUCCCCAGGGAAGGAGUUGCGUUCAGGAUGGGCAGCUGUGCCAAGUUCCCAGCUGGUAGGAAGACAGGAAUGCAGGUUGAUUGGGAAACAGGAGAGAGGGCGCAGCGGCUGUGGCAGCUGCCUGGGGUGUGAGACAGCAGCAGGUGUGUGUCAGGGAUGUGGGGAAUUUUCUACCAACCUUCUUUUUAAGUUGAGUCAUUUUCUCUCUUGGUCCUUUGCUGCUUUAUUUUUUUUUUUUUUUUGAGACAGCAUCUUGCGCUGUCACCCAGGCAGGAGUGCAGUGGUGUGAUCUUGGCUCACAGCAACCCCCACCUGCUGGGUUCAAGAAAUUCUCCUGCCUCAGCCUCCCAAGUAGCUGGGAUUACAGGCAUGAGCCACCAUGCCUGGGGUUUCACCAUGUUGGCCAGGCUGGUCUUGAACUCCCAAUCUCAGGUGAUCUGCUUCCUUGACCUCCUAAAGUGCUGGGAUUACAGGCAUGAGCCACCAAGCCUGGCAGUCCUUUGCUUCUUUCCUCCCGCCCUCGUCCGCCAGUAGAACCUCAGAAUUUGUGUCACGGCCAUUGACAAAUAUGUCCCGUGCUGUGAGCAUUUUGGAACCGGGACUUGACUCUGUGGCUGAUCUGGAGGCGCUCUGGGCGCAACAUGAGAUUUCGUGCACGAUCAGCCAGCUGUAGCCAGUUUUUCCUGGUGUGCGUGGUCCUGUGAGUGCCUCACCAGGGUCCCUUGGAGAUGGGUGUGACUCAGCUGGUCAGUGAGAAGGUCGGAGGGGCCGAGGGGACCAAGCUGGAUGAUGACUUCAAAGAGAUGGAGAAGAAGGUGGAUGUCACCAGCAAGGCGGUGACAGAAGUGCUGGCCAGGACCAUCGAGUACCUGCAGCCCAACCCAGCCUCGCGGGCUAAGCUGACCAUGCUCAACACGGUGUCCAAGAUCCGGGGCCAGGUGAAGAACCCCGGCUACCCGCAGUCGGAGGGGCUUCUGGGCGAGUGCAUGAUCCGCCACGGGAAGGAGCUGGGCGGCGAGUCCAACUUUGGUGACGCAUUGCUGGAUGCCGGCGAGUCCAUGAAGCGCCUGGCAGAGGUGAAGGACUCCCUGGACAUCGAGGUCAAGCAGAACUUCAUUGACCCCCUCCAGAACCUGUGCGAGAAAGACCUGAAGGAGAUCCAGCACCACCUGAAGAAACUGGAGGGCCGCCGCCUGGACUUUGACUACAAGAAGAAGCGGCAGGGCAAGAUCCCCGAUGAGGAGCUACGCCAGGCGCUGGAGAAGUUCGAGGAGUCCAAGGAGGUGGCAGAAACCAGCAUGCACAACCUCCUGGAGACUGACAUCGAGCAGGUGAGUCAGCUCUCGGCCCUGGUGGAUGCACAGCUGGACUACCACCGGCAGGCCGUGCAGAUCCUGGACGAGCUGGCGGAGAAGCUCAAGCGCAGGAUGCGGGAAGCUUCCUCACGCCCUAAGCGGGAGUAUAAGCCCAAGCCCCGGGAGCCCUUUGACCUUGGAGAGCCUGAGCAGUCCAACGGGGGCUUCCCCUGCACCACAGCCCCCAAGAUCGCAGCUUCAUCGUCUUUCCGAUCUUCCGACAAGCCCAUCCGGACCCCUAGCCGGAGCAUGCCGCCCCUGGACCAGCCGAGCUGCAAGGCGCUGUACGACUUCGAGCCCGAGAACGACGGGGAGCUGGGCUUCCAUGAGGGCGACGUCAUCACGCUGACCAACCAGAUCGAUGAGAACUGGUACGAGGGCAUGCUGGACGGCCAGUCGGGCUUCUUCCCGCUCAGCUACGUGGAGGUGCUUGUGCCCCUGCCGCAGUGACUCACCCGUGUCCCCGCCCCGCCCCUCCGUCCACACUGGCCGGCACCCCCUGCUGGGUCUCCUGCAUUCCACGGAGCCCCUGCUGCCAGGGCGGUGUCUGAGCCUGCCGGCGCCACCUGGGCCCCGGCCCUUGAGGUACUCCCUGAGCAGGACCCCACACUUGGGUGGGGGGGCUUAUCUGGGUGGGUGGGGAUGCCUGUUUACACUAGCGCUGACUCCCAACGGUGACGGCUCCCUUCCCCACUCCAUGGCGCCAGCCUCCUCCCCCGCUCCCCAACUUCUCGCCCAGCUGGCCGAGGCGGGGCAACACUAAGGUGCUCUUAGAAACACUAAUGUUCCUCUGGGGCAGCCCCCACCUCCGUCCUGACCCGACGGGGGCCCGGCCCACUGCCUACCCUCGAGUCCCGCAGCCUUAACAGGAUGGGAUCGAGGGUCCCCAUGGGGUGGCUCAGAGAUAGGACCCUGGUUUUAAAUCCCUCCCAGCCUGGUGCUGGUGAUGGGCCCUGGCCCUACUCCAGGGCCAAUGCACCCCCGCCUCACACACGCACUCCUUCUCCUCAAGGCCAGGGCAGAGGGCCUCACCGCCUCCCGGGCCUGCUGUCAGCUUGCAGCCCGGGGACAGAGGCCAGCUGGGAUCUGCCUGAGGACAGAGAACAUGGUCUCCUGCAGGGCCCUGCCUCCCAAGCCCCGCCCUCAGAAAGCCAAGUACCUUUUCAGCUUUUUAACUGCCCCCAUCCCAACCCAGGGAGGCCUGUGUCACUCUGGCACAAGCUGCCACCACCAGCCACCCACACCCACCCCAGCACACCUCACACGGGACCACAGCCGCGCUGCCGAGGGCCAAGCACAAAGGUUCCAGUGAGCGCAUGUCCCAGCCCCUGGUGGCCAGGCUCCCCUUGCUGAGCCGCUGCCACUUCACCCUGUGGGAAGUGGCCCCAGCCAUCUCCUCUAGACCAAGGCAGGCAGCCCCGACAUCUGCUUCCUCUAUCGCCCAAUGCAAAAUCGAUGAAAUGGGGAGUUCUCUGGGCCAGGCCACAUUCACAUUCCCCUCCCCCUGUGGUCCAGUGAAGCCUCCGGACCCCAGGCUCUGCUCUGCCCUGCCCUGCACCCCCCUCGUCAGAAGUACAUGAGGGGCGCAGAGAUGAGCACACAGCUUUGGGCACGGUCCAGGGCAAACUGAAAUGUACGCCUGAAUUUUGUAAACAGAAGUAUUAAAUGUCUCUUUCUACA
This is a messenger RNA of Homo sapiens (human), 3163 nucleotides long. It is a transcript of the gene SH3GL1, whose product is annotated as SH3 domain containing GRB2 like 1, endophilin A2. Lineage: Eukaryota; Metazoa; Chordata; Mammalia; Primates; Hominidae. The transcript has 10 exons. Gene Ontology annotation, cellular component: podosome; cytoplasm; early endosome membrane. The record is from RefSeq and is a predicted model, not a curated record. Gene Ontology annotation, biological process: central nervous system development; vesicle uncoating; synaptic vesicle endocytosis. Bases 857 to 1933 code for a protein of 358 amino acids.